Malus domestica (apple) is the source of this 799-nucleotide messenger RNA. The record is from RefSeq and is a predicted model, not a curated record. NCBI's taxonomy places the organism in Eukaryota, Viridiplantae, Streptophyta, Magnoliopsida, Rosales, Rosaceae.
UUCUUUCACAUAUUCUCUCUAUAUAAAGCCUUCUUUUCUUACUUCUUCUCUGUGUUUAUCAUGCUUCCAUUAAGCACCAAGGAAGGUGGGAAGAGGAAGACCACGGUAGUGGGACCAUGGGGAGGAAAUGGUGGAAUUCCUUGGGACGAUGGCAUCUACAAUGGCGUGAGAGAAAUCACGGUUGUUUACGGCCACUGCAUCGACUCCAUCACCCUGGUGUAUGAUAAAAACGGCAAGCCUGUCAAAGCCAAUACACAUGGAGGCCGCGGAGGCACUCAGACCGCGGAGGUCUGCCUCGCAGCUCGUAGUUUUCAUUUUAUUUGGACAAGUAUUGUGAUGAAGAUUUGAACUCAAGACAUGCCUUGCAGAUAAAGUUGGAGUAUCCGGAUGAGUACCUAGUCAGUGUGACUGGGAACUACUGUCUGUUGGCUUACGGCGGCACAGCUAUCAUCCGUUCGCUUAAAUUUCAGAGCAAUCGAAGAACAUUCGGACCUUUUGGGAUAGAGGAAGGCACAACGUUUACUUACAAUGUUGAAGGAGGAAAAAUUGUUGGGUUGAAGGGAAGAAAUGGUUGGUACAUAGAUGCCAUUGGGUUUCAUGUAUCCCCUGCCCCUACAAAACUCUUUCGGAGAGUUCAGAAGAGUUUCAGAAGGCUCGGGAGCUCGGGCACCAGAGAAACUGAAACGACUGCUCCCAAGACUAAAGGAUUUUGAAUAUCUAACUAUAAGCUAGUCUUUCUGCUUUUGAUUGAUUGUUUUCAUGUAUACUUAAGCUAUCCAGAUAAUUCAGUUGCCUUUCA